AUGGAUGUUUUUCUUGAAGAACAAAGGCUUAAAAAGCUAAGAGAGGAUUCAGUUAUCGGAAAGGGACUCCAGAAAGACCUUGAAUGUAGAAAUAGCGACGAAAGACAGCUUGAUUUCGGGAUUUAUUCUUUAAAUAAUUCGAUUGACCAAAUAUUAUCAAUCUUUGAAGAAAAUCCUGAAGACGAAAAUGCAUUAUUUGAAAAUUUUGUCAUCUUUUAUGUUGAACUUACAGGUUUCAUUGGAUAUAUCGAAAUUUUUAUCUCCAAAUAUCAAUACAUUCCAGCUACAACAUUCAGAAACUCGAAUAUUCAUGACAAAUUUUUAAAUUUGCUUCAUUAUAACCUUCCAAUUUCAAUUAUUAAUCAAAUUUUAUUCAUAUUUUCGCAGUAUUAUUUCAGGAACGAACAUUUAAUAAGAAUUAUUAUGUCUACAAACUAUUCCGAGUAUGUGUUUCAGUCAAUUUUCAAUAAUACAGCAAAUUAUUCUACAUAUAGGUACAUUGUUUCUUCAAUUGAUCGAUUAGCAGCAAACAACUAUGACAUGUACAAAUACAUUGUUGACAAUGACCUGGUAUCAAAAAUUUUUGAAUGGAAAGGAAUUCUUGAAAAUGCUUUGAAAAAUCAAACUGAAGAACCUCAUGAGCCUGAAGAAAAUCAAAAUGCAUACGAGACGCGUGCUCAGCCACUUAUUGAUGAAAAUGAUAUAAUUUGGUUCAAUAUUUCAUUUACAAACAUUAUUUCAGCAUUAUUUAGGAUUACAGAAGCAAUAAGUUAUGCAUCAGACUUGAUUCCGAAGCUUAGAGACUUCUUGACCAUUCCAAAUCCGAUAAUUAUUUGUAAUAUCUUCAGAGCAAUAAGAUAUAGCAUCAAAAUAUCACCGGCGCAACGUGAUCAUUUUUAUACUUAUAAUUAUGAUCGAGAUAUCAUCGAUUUUAUCAAAAAUCCAAAAGAUUUUUCAAAUUUCGAUGUUGACAUCGAAGCUUUCAUGGCUCUUUGCUUCUUAUGCCAGAAUGACGAUGCUGCAUGUGAAAGAUACCUCACAGUUGACUUCUUUACAAGUCUUGUUAGAUUAACCAAUAACAAUCCAAGAGAUUUAGAUCCGUUCCUAUUUAAUCUUUCAAUGUUGGUCAUCGAAAACGAUUCUGUUAUUUCAAAUUUCGUUUUUUCGCAACUUUUUGAGUCAGUUUGCAAUUUGUUCCAAUCCGAAGCUUUUGUUGUUCGUAUCGAUUCACUAAUGGUACUAACAGCCAUCCUGAAGAAAUCACAAGACUUUGACAUCUUAAAUACGAUUCUUCAUACAAAUAUUUUGGAUUGCUUCGAAAUUAUGGAAUCUGUUGAUGAUAAAAGCUCUAUAAUAUAUUUCCAAGAAGCAAUUGAGAACGUUUUGAACUAUUCUUUGAGAAAUAAUAAAGAUGAUUGGAUAGAAAUGAUAAAAGAGAGAGAAUUCAUUUAUCCUCUUGUUCAGGAACAAUUAGAAAAUGAAGAUCCUGAAAUUCAAUGGCAUGCAGAAAAUUUGAUAAACUUAUUUGAAGAAAUAGGAGUUACUGACUAA
Molecule: messenger RNA, 1551 nt
Organism: Trichomonas vaginalis G3
Lineage: Eukaryota; Parabasalia; Trichomonadida; Trichomonadidae
Product: armadillo (ARM) repeat-containing protein family
Exons: 1
Coding region: 1-1551 (516 amino acids)
Source: RefSeq, a predicted model, not a curated record